GGUCCAUCUCUAAAAAGACACGUAAAGCAACAAAAAUAUCAAAAUCACUCCGGAGUAAAACUAUCAAAUUUAUGAAUUAAAUACGAAUAGAUAGAGAACCAAACACAAUGGACGCUGGCGUGUGGUACCGAUCCCUUCCCAGAUUCACCAGAUAUUGGUUGACGGCCACGGUGGUAUUGAGUAUGCUAUGCCGCUUCGACAUAAUCCCCAUAUAUUGGCUGCAUCUGGACAGAAAUUUGGUUUUUGGGAAGCUGCAGCUCUGGCGCUGUGUGACGUCACUGUUCGUCUUUCCGAUUUCAUCAAACACCGCGUUUCACUUCCUCAUCAACUGCUUCUUCAUCGUGCAGUACAGCUCAAAACUGGAGAAGGAUCAGUAUAGCCGAAGUCCAGCGGAUUAUCUAUAUCUGCUGAUCGUCUCGGCAGUACUGGCCAAUAUCGGAGGAAUGCUCUUCAACGUAUAUUUCCUCAUGGACAUGCUCGUCCUGGCGAUCACCUACAUAUGGUGCCAGCUGAACAAGGAUGUGACUGUGAGCUUCUGGUUCGGCACCAGAUUCAAGGCCAUGUAUCUUCCCUGGGUGCUGGCCGCCUUUGAGUUAAUUUUCCAUUUCUCCCUGGCAUCUCUAGUUGGCAUUUUCAACGGACAUGUCUACUAUUUCUUCAAGUUCCAGUACUCUCAGGAUUUGGGAGGCACUGCCCUGCUGGAAACUCCUCAAUUUUUGAAACGCCUUGUGCCGGACAUUUCCGGCGGAUUCGGUGGCUUUGGAGUGCCACCGGAGAGCAGAGCACCACCGCGACAGGCGCCCGAGAGUCCUUGGGGCCGGGGCAUGACCUUGGGUCGGAACUGAACCCCCAACUUAUCACCGAAACUAGACUAAUUCCCUUUUCUAUGGUUUGGUUUUCACUUUUUCUUAACCAAACUCUUAUAACAAACAAAGAAGCCCCCGUAUUUUUCAAACUAUUUUUCAAUCACCACUCGAUUCUCUGGCAACAGCAAUAAGUUAACAUGUUAAGUGGUAGGAUUGCAUUGUGCAUUAAUGAAAUUAUAUUGAUAUAUGUUUGUACAUAUAUAAUCAUUAAAAAAAGACAAAAGUA
Messenger RNA from Drosophila rhopaloa, 1092 nucleotides. RefSeq names its product derlin-1 (gene Der-1). Gene Ontology annotation, molecular function: misfolded protein binding; ubiquitin-specific protease binding. Gene Ontology annotation, biological process: endoplasmic reticulum unfolded protein response. The coding region runs from base 108 to 845 and encodes 245 amino acids. The transcript is spliced from 4 exons. The record is from RefSeq and is a predicted model, not a curated record. Gene Ontology annotation, cellular component: Hrd1p ubiquitin ligase ERAD-L complex; endoplasmic reticulum membrane. Lineage: Eukaryota; Metazoa; Arthropoda; Insecta; Diptera; Drosophilidae.